AUGGCAACUUAUGAAGCUAGUCCUGGGAGGGAAACCAGCAUCAAUUAUCCUCUUGUUAACUUCUUGAUGGCCACUGAAGCUGAUUUCUUCAUUGGAGCAUUAGGUUCUACAUGGUGCUUUCUCAUUGAUGGAAUGAGGAACAUUGGAGGGAAAGUAAUGGCGGGGUAUUUGAG
Molecule: messenger RNA, 173 nt
Organism: Ilex paraguariensis (yerba mate)
Lineage: Eukaryota; Viridiplantae; Streptophyta; Magnoliopsida; Aquifoliales; Aquifoliaceae
Source: the annotation of a GenBank genome assembly